GAUGUUGCUAUGGCAUUGCUUUUUGAAAUAGGAUAUGUUGGCUUUAUAUUUGAGGAGUCUUUAGCCUUUAAUAAAAGUGGAGUAGGAUUAUUGAUGGCUGUGAGUUUGUGGGUAGUACGAAGCAUCGGGGCACCUUCACCUGAUAUAGUUGUUUCAGAGUUGACGCAUGCAUCUACAGAAGUCGGUGAGAUAGUGUUUUUCUUGCUCGGUGCAAUGACCAUAGUAGAGAUAGUCGAUGCCCAUCAAGGAUUUAAGCUGGUUACUGACAACAUAACCACUCGAAAGCCGCAGACUCUAAUGUGGGUGGUUGGCUUCGUGACAUUUUUUCUUAGUGCUAUCCUUGAUAAUUUUACAUCUACAAUAGUCAUGGUUUCUUUGUUGAGGAAAUUAGUACCUCAUUCGGAAUUCCGCAAGCUUCUAGGAGCUGUCAUCGUGAUAGCAGCAAAUGUUGGUAGUGCUUGGACUCCUAUCGGUGAUGUUACCACUAACAUGCUAUGGAUACAUGGUCAAAUAUCUACAUUCCAAACUAUGAAGGUGCUUUCUUUGAUUUCAUUUCCAACAGGGUUUAUUUCUCUAUCUGUUCCGCUGGCGCUUAUGUCUCUGACUAGUGAAGUAAAUGGGAAAGGACAAGCUUCUCCCAAUGUUUUGGCAUCCGAACAAAUGGCUCAGAGAGGACAACUUGUUUUCUUUCAAGGCCACGCAGUUCACUCAAUGCUUCGGAAAAUAGAAUCGAUGAGGUGAGAAACUGUGGGAUUGCCAACUAUUUUGUGAAGGGUUUUCGGAUUU
Molecule: messenger RNA, 786 nt
Organism: Hibiscus syriacus
Lineage: Eukaryota; Viridiplantae; Streptophyta; Magnoliopsida; Malvales; Malvaceae
Product: sodium/proton antiporter 1-like
Exons: 7
Coding region: 10-741 (243 amino acids)
Biological process (GO): transmembrane transport; sodium ion transport
Cellular component (GO): membrane
Molecular function (GO): antiporter activity
Source: RefSeq, a predicted model, not a curated record